AUGGGUAAUUAGUAAGAAAAGCAAGAUUCCAAAUAAUUCUUAGAAAGAAAGCUUGAUCCAAAUUAUGGAGAAGUUGCCGUUUAUUUAGAUAACAACAAAAAUUUUACAUUUGCUGAAAUUAAGCAUGUAUUAUCAUCUGAAACAAAUAUAACUGCUUUGAAAUAAUUGAUUACAAAGAGGUAUUUAAGCAACUAAAUUCUAGAUAAUAAUUGAAUCAUAGGGGCUUAAUAAAAAUAUUAAGUUAUGAUAAUGGGGAAAUUGAUGAUUUAUGCAGUUCAUUCACUGUUUUAUCGAUAACAGUUGAAUAUUAUAAUGAAACAUUAUAAAAUGAUCUGAAACAAAGAAUUAUACAUAAGACAACCUACACAGAAUCAGAGCUAAAUUAUAUUAUUUACGAAAUCUCCAGUGUUUGUCUAUUUAUGAGAGAUUCAUAAAAUGAGAUUCAAGAUAUUCAUCCUUCAAAAGUUUUAAUAGAUGAGAAAAGGUAAAUAAAAUAUUUUGAUCAAAUACUCGAAACCCAAAAAGUUAAUAACUAUUUUAAGAUUCUUUUUGCCUUAAGAGACUUAGAAUAUAUUGCUCCUGAAUAAUUAAUAUUAUUAAAAGGAGAGAUCAGAAAUGAUAAUACAGAUCAAGAAUUAGUGAACGUAUUUUGUUUAGGUUUGAUGGUUGUAAGUUUAAUAAGUGGCUUGAGAUGUGUUGAAUUUUAUAAUUAAGAUAGUUUAGAAUACAAAAGAGAAUAUGUAAAUCAAUUACUAGAUAAAUAUUGUUUAAAGCAUCAGUUUUCAAGCCUUUUUAAAUAGAUAGUAAUAUCUAUGUUAAAGUUUCAUCCUUCAGAUCGCCUUAAUUACACAUAAAUAUUAAAUCAACUUUAGCCCUAUUAAGAAAAUUUUGCUCAUUUUUUAAACCAUCCAGGAAAAUAAAAAGGUAAAGAUUAUAACUUUAUUAGAAUUUUUUGAUUCACAACUUCAUUCUUCUCAUACACAAGGCUCUGCUGUAAAGUCUUAAGCUUAUUCCUCUAUCUCAUGUGAUUUUAGUGAAAUUGAUUAAGUUAUUAAGUCAGCUAGAUAGAGAGCACAAACAACUUUAGACGAAGUGGGGUUAGAUCUCAAACUUAAUGCUUUUCAAGGUAGCAUAAUUACAGUUCUUGAUGAGACAGAUUGA
Paramecium sonneborni is the source of this 1161-nucleotide messenger RNA. The record is from the annotation of a GenBank genome assembly. Lineage: Eukaryota; Ciliophora; Oligohymenophorea; Peniculida; Parameciidae.